Danio aesculapii is the source of this 2800-nucleotide messenger RNA. It is a transcript of the gene amh, whose product is annotated as anti-Mullerian hormone. Lineage: Eukaryota; Metazoa; Chordata; Actinopteri; Cypriniformes; Danionidae. The transcript has 7 exons. The record is from RefSeq and is a predicted model, not a curated record. Gene Ontology annotation, biological process: gonad development. Gene Ontology annotation, molecular function: growth factor activity. The coding region runs from base 337 to 1980 and encodes 547 amino acids.
AGGGCUGAACUAAGAAUAGAACUUUGUUGCAAUUUGCCAACAAGGAGUCCUAAACCGUUAUCCGCUACUACAGAUGUGUCUGAGGUCUAUACAAUAUUCCAUUGUCAGUAUGAGUUCCUCCUCACCUUAUCAAAACUCAAGGCAUGUGAUGUCCAUUCACUAUCCCUCAAAAUUCACACGUCCACUCACAUGCCUCAAAUACCCACUGUUACUCCAAGGACACGCUUUUUGGCAGUCUGACUCCACUCAGGAAAGCAAGAGGACGCGUGUAUAAAACACGUCCCCUGCCGCAGACCCAACCCAAAAAGUGCUGGAUUUCUGACUGAAUCUGAGAAGAUGCUUUUCCAGGCAAGAUUUGGGCUGAUGCUGAUGAUGACCAUGGCGAUUGGGUCAUAUUGUGCUACAGUGAGGCGCGAAGAGCGGGAAAACAAGGUCAACCCACUAUCAGGAUUGAAUGGAGAUCAGCAGGAGGUCAGGGAUUUGGCAUGUGUACACCGUCAACAGCCAACUGACCAACAUGCCACUGAAGACACACCAUUCAAUGAACAACAAGCACUGGAUGAGUUCCUGUCAGCCCUGAAAAGGGGGGGUGCUGAACUGGGGAAAAUGGACUUCUUGGGAACAUGUUCAUCUGAAUCUCAAAGUUCGCAGGUUUCACAUCUGGUUCAGAGUGUGCUCCAAAAACAAAGUGGCCUCAAGGGUGUGCAUGCUACAGGAGAUAUUUGGGAUGCUGAUAACGAAGGAGGGAUCACUUUAACCCUCAAAUUCCCAAAGUAUUCCCAACCGACCAGUCUGGCCUCUGUGAUGCUCCUGUUCAGUGUCAAUCCCGUUAAAGGAGAUGGUUUGAGAGUGCAAUUCAACAGUCAUUCCAUCCAUCAUAAUACACAGACGGUUUGCAUUUCUGAGUCUACACGUUUCCUGAUCGUCACCGGAGGAUGGAGUCAUGGCCACAUUCACCUUAAACUGAGUGCAACGGUUGAGACAUUGAUGGAUGAUAACAGGCCAAAACUCAGUGUGUCUGAACUUAAAGAAGCGUUGAUGAGAAAGAUGGAUGGUAGCGGUAUGAUGAUUAAGCCAGUUUUACUUUUUCUCUCUGACCUUGAUGAACCUCGCCUGAAACAUCACAGAAUUCCACAGGAUGAGAGGAUCCCAUCCCGAACGUAUCUUUUCCUUUGCGAGCUGCAGAAGUUCUUGAGGGACAUCCUGCCUCAGAACGAGGGUCUGAUACCGCAGGAUGACCCCACAGCAGUUUCUUUGGAUAUGCUACAUUCUCUUCCACCUCUCCGCCUCGGAGUGUCAUCCACAGAGUCGCUGCUGUCAGGACUGGUCAAUUCCUCCACGCCAACUGUAUUCGUGUUCCCUCAGAGACAGCAGGGCCUGCAGACCCACCGGGUGGAGGUGACGCUUGAUUCCCCGCUACUGUCUGUCCUCAGGAUGAGACUGGAUGAAGCCGUGGCUCAGGUCAAACAGCAGGAGGCGGGCCGGAAGAUGAUUGACAGACUGCAGAAACUGACUGAACUGAUCGCGCUUUCUCCUGAUGGAGAGGACAGUGAAGCAGCUACUAAGGACCACAAAGAGGCUCAGUACCGGUCAGUGUUGCUCCUGAAAGCCCUGCAGAUGGUGCUCAGCGUCUGGGAGGCAGAAAGAGCCCAACGAGCAGCGAGAGCCGAUGAAGACGGACCAUCGGCAUUCAGUCAAUGUCAUCUUCAGAGCCUGAGCGUCUCCUUGAGGAAGUUCUUCCUGGAGCCGUCCAGAGCCAACAUCAACAAUUGUGAAGGAACCUGCGGCUUCCCACUGAACAACGCCAACAACCACGCCGUCCUGCUGAACAGCCACAUCCAGAGCGGGCACCCGGUAAACCGCUCGCUCUGCUGCGUACCGGUGGAAUACGACGAUCUGUGUGUGAUUGAGCUGGAAAGUGAGACCACCAACAUCUCAUACAAGACCAAUGUGGUGGCGACCAAGUGCGAAUGCCGCUGACGAGCUUUAAGGCAAUGAAAUCUACAUGUUUUUGCUUGCUAAAGAGACGGUACACACAAAAAUGAAAGCAACUCUUCAUUUAUUUUAUUUUAUUUUUGGAAAAAAGGCUCAUUUUAUAACUCCUUAGAGUUAAAAGUUUCAUUUUAGCAUUUCUGAAUCCAUUCAGCUGAUCUCUGGGUUCGGUGGGAGCAUUUUUAGCUUAGCUUAGCAUAAAUCAUUUAAUCGAAUUAGACCAUUAGCAUCUUUCAUUCAUUCAUUUUCUUUUUGGCUUAGCCCCUAUAUUAAUCUGGGGUCGCCACAGCGGAAUGAACCGCCAACUUAUCCAGCAUAUGUUUUACGCAGCGGAUGCCAUCAGUGGGAAACACCCAUACACUCUCAUUCACACACAUACACUACGGACAAUUUAGCCAACCCAAUUCACCUCUAGCGCAUGUCUUUGGACUGUGGGGGAAACUGGAGCACCCAGAGGAAACCCACGUGAACUCGGGGAGAACAUGCAAACUCCACACAGAAAUGCCCUUUGAUAUACAUUGUAUUAUUAUAUGUCAUUUGGAGUGUAAAUUAGGUAAUUAGAGGGAAUAUUCACAUGUUUUGUGAUUCAAUUCAAUUAAACCACUUUUUGUUGUGGCAAAAGAUUAACUGUGAUCUUAGAUUUGUGUCUGCUGAGCUUAUGAAAAUAUUUAGCUUUGUUUGAAUAUUGAAUAUCAUAUUCACACACAUUUUCCAUGUCACUUUUAUAUAUAAUGAAUGUCACUUCUACAUAUAAUGGAUUGUAAAUGUUUUUACAAUGACUCGCAAAAAUAUAACAAUAAAUGUAAAA